Messenger RNA from Onychostoma macrolepis, 3087 nucleotides. RefSeq lists its product as uncharacterized. The transcript has 11 exons. The record is from RefSeq and is a predicted model, not a curated record. Bases 88 to 822 code for a protein of 244 amino acids. NCBI's taxonomy places the organism in Eukaryota, Metazoa, Chordata, Actinopteri, Cypriniformes, Cyprinidae.
GUUUUCGUUUGAGAGCAUAUUUUUGGUCUGACUUGCUUUCACAAUAACAGAAACGAACUCUUUAUCUGGAAGGAAUCUGUGGUUGAAAUGAAGCCCUUUAUUUGGGGAAUUUUGCUUAUGCAUGGUGUAUCUGGUUUUGAUGCAGACAUAAUGUUUGUGGAGGGAGAAUCAGUCACUCUUCGCACUAAUGUUAAAACAAACCAACGAGACAGAAUUAGAUGGUAUUUUAAUAACACUCGUAUCGCUCAAAUCACUGGAGAUCUCAGUAAGAUCUGUACAGAUGUUCAGUGUAAUGAAGGAACUGAGAGAUUCAGAGACAGACUGAAGCUGGAUCAUCAGACUGGAUCUCUGACCAUCAUGAACAUCAGAACCACAGACUCUGGACUUUAUCAUCAAGAGACCAUAAUCAGCGGCAACAUCAGUGAAAAGAUCUUCAGUGUCAUUGGUCGUCCUGGCUCAGAGGCAGUGCAGAUGAAGAGAAAUAUGAUGAUGAUGAAGGGAGCAUCAGACAUUUUUGACAAUGGUGAAGCCAAAACCAGUGGCUCUGACGGCGGAGAUGAAGUCGGUGUUCUAUCAGGUACAGGUGAUUCAAGAAUAAUUGCUGGUGUAAUCCUGUCAUUGCUGGCCAUACCUGCUAUUGGUUUGAUUUACUGGAAAAUCAGGAACUCUAAACGAAAUGAACCAAAGCGUAAAAACAGAGAAGGGUCAAGAGAGACAUGUGAUGAUGUGAAAUUCAGAGACGGACUGAUGUCGGAUGAGAAGAUUGGAUCAUCAGAAAUGAUUGAUUAUAGACCAUCAAUCGUCAAAUGUGAAGAAACAUAAUUCAAGAGAUUCUGUGUCUUUGCUCAUCUGCCUGGUCCUGUCAUCAGCAGUAACUCUUCACAAUGUUCUUCAUCAUCAUCACCAUCAUCAUAUUGUUCAUUGUUGUGUUCAGUGGUGAAUGUGGGUCAUGUGACUCUCUCCUGGUACAAAGGACACAGUUUAUUGUCCAGCAUCAGUGUGUCUGAUCUCAGCAUCAGUCUCUCUCUACCUCUGGAGGUGGAAUAUCAGGAUAACAACACCUACAGCUGUGUGCUCAACAAUCCCAUCAGCAACCAGACGAGACACCUGGACAUCAGUCAACUCUGUCACACAUUUGCUGAUUGUUACAUCGGCCUUCAUGCAUCAACUAACAGCUUGCUGUUGAGCCUUACACAGCCUGGUACAUAGAACAUCUCAGAUGUUAUGAACUCUACAAGAACCACCCAGAAAGGCAGAAUUGUCUUGUCCAGCCAGAGGAUCUAAAUCAUUAUUCUCCCAUUUCUGCAUACGUGGUGAGAGGCAAGUGCCUCCUCUCUCCAAAAGCCUUUCUUCUUAAUUGAAAAUUACAUCUGAUCUUCCUGUUUCUGUCCAGACUAAGAGGAUCCAGUACACUCGAUAGUAUUACAUCUGAUCUUCCUGUUUCUGUCCAGACUAAGAGGAUCCAGUUCACUCGAUAGGUAAGGUUUGUCUGUAUUAGGCAUGUGACGGUAUCACAUUUUCAUAUUGAGUUUAUCGCAAUGUACAGUAUUUUCACAGUAAAGAUUACAAAAUACAUAUUUUUGCUGUAAUAUAAUGUAAUCAGCAGUGCAUUAAUAUAAUUUACACCAUAUAUGCAUUGCCUAGUACACAUGUAAUAUUAGAUUCAUGCUUUGAUAUUUUAAUUAUUACUGACACACUCAAUUUUUGUUAGUAAGUUUCUUAGCAACAAUAAAGACAAACUCGCUUCUAUUAAACUGUGUUUUCAUUAAAGAUAAAUAAAACCUUACUUGCUACAACGCUAAUGUCUUGUUCGUUCUGUUAAUAAAAGUUUUUAAUAUAAUUACUUUGUCAUUUUACUAUUGCUGAUGUUGUGUAAGAUUUUUAUUUUUCAUUAAGAGUAAUACAGAAUCAGCCUUAAGUAUUAAUUUUGUUCCAAGAAUAGGAAAGAUCAAAAUAAGCGCCGCAGUUCUGAGAAUGCGAGAUUGGUUUGCUGCUGAGGUAAAUAGACGCUCUUGAUCUUUCUCUGCUGUAUCUGUAGAAACGGUCAUUAAUUCUUGAUUUGAGUACAGCACAGACAUGUUACAGGUAAUAUGAUCAAAAAGUUGCCAACAAACGACUUCAAUUUGAUUCAACUUUUGUUGUUUAAUGUUGCUGCUUGUUGUAGGUUUUUCUAUGAAUUUCAAGGAAUAUACAAAUUAAUAAAAAUGUCAAUGAAUUUGACCCCCCUCUGGUUAUAAAGCAGUUACAUUGUCAGCCUUACCCUAAGUCAAUCUAAUCAUUUUUUCUUUUAUUUAAGAAUUCCAUGUCGAUGAAAAGGCUCGUUGUUCUUCAGGGCCUUCCACAUUACCUCAGCGAGGAUCCGUCAGAUUUCUUUAAGUCAGCAGAGGAAACCGACAUUGAAGACCAUGUGACGCAGGAAUGGAUGUGGGUAUUCUCAUAAUUACUGAUGGAGAUGAUGACUACUACGUGGUGCUGGAGGAACAGAUUGCCCUGAGAGAUGCCAUAGACCUCCCUCAUGCUGUGGCUCUACUAGUCGGGCUGAUUUUUGCACUUAAUAUUGAUUAUCUCAAAAAACUACGCUACACAUUUGAGGUCAUUCAAAAGAUUUUCAUUGACCUUGGAGGUGAUCAGUGUUCUGUGAAGGUGCAUGGACUGAAAAAUAGACUCCUUCACAAAACUGUUUAGUGUCCUAAUUGGUAUAUGAUGUAUGCCUUUUUGUUCAUGAUUUAGCCUGGUGAAUUUCUGGAUGUUUUAAAACAAUGAAUGUUCAAUUAAUUUUUUCUUGACGAGGUACUUUAUGCAGUGCCAAUAUAUGUAACUCAAUAUAAAAAUAUCUUGAUUUUUAGACACUUGUUUUCUGUUUAUACAGUAUUGUUAAUGUAGUACAUUACUGUAUGUUUGUACAGUAUUGUUCAUGCAGUACAUUUCUGUUUUAUGCAGUACAGCACUGUAUGCUUUAUUCAGUAUCGUUCAUGCAGAAGAUUACUCUGUAUUUUAUGCUGUUUUGUUUAUGCAGUACAUCACUGUAUGUUUAAAGUAUCAGUUAAUUAACUGGUUUUAGUGGAAAAAUAAAAUCCAGAUGAUUUA